AUGCUCUCCAAUUGUUUCAUUCCUUUUCUUCUGGCCUCCGCCGUGCCGUCCGUCCUGGCUGACGGUUACAGCAACAUCGAUCGGUCUGCCACCGCGGGAGCCCAGUCUCUCCUCCGACUGAUCCAAUCCCGGUUCGGAUCUCAGUAUCUCUCCGGCCAGCAGGAUCUGGCCAGCCUUCAAUGGGUGCAGGGGAAUAUUGGCAAAACUCCCGCCAUCCUAGGCAGUGACUUCAUGGAUUACACUCCCUCCUCUGUUGCGCACGGCUCCAGAUCCAACGCCACCGAGGACGCCAUCAACUUCCACCACCAAGGCGGCAUCAACGCACUCGUCUGGCACUGGCGGGCACCAGCCUGUCUCUACGAUACCUCUGAACACCCCUGGUAUACAGGAUUCUACACCGAGGCAACGUGCUUCGACGCCAAAAAGGCGCUCGCCGAAGCAAGUCACAACGGCACCAACUACAGCCUCCUGCUCCACGAUAUCGACGCCAUCGCCGCUCAAAUCAAGCGUCUCUCCGCAGCCAACGUUCCGAUCUUGUUUCGUCCCCUGCACGAGCCGGAGGGCGCAUGGUUCUGGUGGGGCGCCCAAGGGGCCGACACAUUCCUCGAGCUCUGGGACCUCGUCUACACUCGCAUCACGGUUCAUCAUAAUCUUCACAAUAUCGUUUGGGUAUGCAACACCGCGGACCCGGAGUGGUAUCCUGGCAACGACAAGUGUGAUAUCGCGACGAUCGAUCACUAUGCCGACGCUGGGGACCACGGAGUUCUGGAGAAGAAAUGGCAUGCGCUGUAUGAAGUGACUGGCGGUCAGCGAGUGCUGGCGUUAGCUGAAGUCGGCGUCAUUCCGGAUCCGGAGCAGCAGGCCAAGACUAACACACACUGGGCCUACUGGAUGACCUGGUCUGAUGAGUUUAUCAAGGAUGGCAAGUACAACACCAAGGAGUUUCUUCGGAAAGUGUACGAGAGUCCUUACGUUGUCACGCUGGAGGAUGCUCAGAAACAUGGCAAUGGAACACUCCCGCGUCGUCGCCGUUUCUAG
Molecule: messenger RNA, 1038 nt
Organism: Aspergillus affinis
Lineage: Eukaryota; Fungi; Ascomycota; Eurotiomycetes; Eurotiales; Aspergillaceae
Product: glycoside hydrolase
Exons: 1
Coding region: 1-1038 (345 amino acids)
Biological process (GO): substituted mannan metabolic process
Molecular function (GO): mannan endo-1,4-beta-mannosidase activity
Source: RefSeq, a predicted model, not a curated record